Rattus rattus (black rat) is the source of this 1657-nucleotide messenger RNA. It is a transcript of the gene Smtnl1, whose product is annotated as smoothelin like 1. Gene Ontology annotation, molecular function: protein binding. Gene Ontology annotation, biological process: actin cytoskeleton organization. Lineage: Eukaryota; Metazoa; Chordata; Mammalia; Rodentia; Muridae. Gene Ontology annotation, cellular component: filamentous actin; microtubule organizing center. The coding region runs from base 1 to 1413 and encodes 470 amino acids. The transcript is spliced from 7 exons. The record is from RefSeq and is a predicted model, not a curated record.
AUGGAACAGACAGAAGGGAACCCCUCUGAGGAUGGGACCACUGUCUCCCCAACUGCAGGGAAUCUUGCGACACCAGGAAGUCAAGGCACUGCAGAAGAGGUGGCCGAAGGCACUGCAGAAGAGGUGGCCGAAGGCACAGUUGGGACAAAUGACAAAGAAGAUCCUCCAGAUGGGGCAGAACAUUCGUGUAAAGCAGCAUCUGAGGGUGGUACAUCAGGGGGAUGCCCGGUGGAAGCAAGUAUAUUAGAGGAGCUCAAGACAGACUCGCAAGGGAAGGCCAGAGGGAAGGAGGAAGCCAAGGCUGACCUUGCCGAGGGGAAAGGUGGGAAGGAAGACACCACAGUGUCCUCUCAGGAAGACACCGGUAAGAAAGAAGAGACAAAACCUGAACCCAGUGAGGUUAUGGAGAAAGAGGAAGCCGUGCUGCCCUUGGAGAAGCAGAAGGUUGAUGAGAAAGAGACCAAUCUAGAAUCUAAGGAGAAAUCAGAUGUGAAUGAUAAGGCUGAGCCUGAAUCCCAGGAGGAUGCCGGAGCAGAGGUUACUGUCAAAGAGGCUGAGACUGAACCUCAAAAGAAGGCUGAUGUGAAAGACCAGGCCGAGCCUCAGCUUCAGGAAGUUGAUGGGAAAGAGGCCGGAAGUGACACAAAGGAGUUGGUGGAGCCAGGGAGUCCCACUGAAAAGCAGGAGGAACAAGGUAAGGAAAAUGAAUCAGAAGAAAGGGCAGCGGUGAUUCCCAGUUCCCCCGAGGACUGGCCCGAGAGCCCCACAGAUGAGGGGACCAGCCUCAGCCCAGAUGGGUUGGGUCCAGAGUCUACAGCAUCUGGAGAGACCAGUGCUUCAGCCAGUGAAUCUUCGCUCAGUGAGGCGCCGGAGAGCCCCACAGAGCCCCUCCCCUCGGAGAAAAAGAAGGAACGGGCACCAGAACGCAGGGUGUCGGCCCCCACCCGGCCCCGAGGGCCACGUGCACAGAAUCGGAAGGCCAUCGUGGACAAAUUUGGCGGGGCAGCCUCUGGCCCCACUGCACUGUUCCGGAACACAAAGGCAGCCGGGGCAGCCAUUGGUGGUGUUAAGAACAUGCUUUUGGAGUGGUGCCGGGCCAUGACGAGAAACUACGAGCACGUGGACAUCCAAAACUUCUCCUCCAGCUGGAGCAGCGGCAUGGCCUUCUGUGCCCUCAUCCACAAGUUUUUUCCAGAUGCCUUUGACUAUGCAGAGCUGGACCCAACAAAGCGCCGGCACAACUUCACGCUAGCUUUCUCUACUGCAGAGAAACUAGCCGACUGCGCCCAGCUGCUGGAGGUGGAUGACAUGGUGCGGCUGGCAGUGCCCGAUUCCAAGUGUGUCUACACUUACAUCCAGGAGCUAUACCGUAGCCUUGUACAGAAAGGGCUGGUGAAGACGAAAAAGAAGUGAAUGGCAAAGCCGUGCGGGAGAAGGAAGCGGGGACUGCGGCCGACCAUGGCCUCGAGGUGCUCUUAUGCCACCAGGCAUAAAACAGGUGGCACCAGCCUCAACGACAUUGAAAGUACUUCUGCAAAAUUCCUCUCAUUCCUUGCUGCUCCCCAAACGCACCCCAACCAGACACACAUACGUACUAGGCGGUGGCCAAAAAUAAAAAGAAACCUGCAUUCGCAGCCAUGUGUGGCAGUUUGCGCGG